AUGAGAUUCUUUUGUGCAUUGCUGAAAGUUUUGACCUGUCCCGCGACAUCUUGGCGUUUGUCCAAGUCCAAACGAACGUCUCGCCUACUACUCCCGGUUCUCUACAACUUCAAUAUUGAAAAGCAACACAGCUCGGCAUUAUGCUGGGCAGCCCAGCGUGAUCACUCGCUGUUGGCAGAACGACUUGUUCGAGAGUAUCAUGGCAAUGUGAACGCUGUCCAUGACGGCAACACUCCGCUUCUGUACGCCGCCUCGGAUGGCUCAAUCAAGGUUGUUGAUGCUCUCCUCGCCAGCCGGCAGAUCCAAGUUAACUGGCGGAAUACAAAGGGUCAUUCUGCCCUCUGGCGUGCGGCACGGUACGGAUAUACCGACAUUGUUAAGCGAUUAUUGAAGCAAGACAACAUCAAAGUCAAUAUCGCCGAUCGAACUCAGGGGACAACGCCUCUGGCAGUGGCUGUAAUACAGGGACAUGCUAAGACUGUAGAGUCUCUCCUGACAGCUCGACGAAUCAAAGUUAAUAUAAGGGACCGGCGUGGCUGGACACCGGUUUUUCAUGCUCUUUCCCGUGCCAUUUCCUACGGGGACCGGAGCAUCUUAGAGAUGAUUCUUACAAGGCCAGACGUGGAUCUUCUGCACCAGGAUGAAGAAGGCCGUACACCACUCAUAUAUGCUGUACAGUAUAACGAAGUAAGCCUCACGGCGAUGUUUUUGCGCCAUCCAACAUCCCGUACCGAGCCUCGGGAUUUCCACGGUCGGACAGCUCUUUGGUACGCCGUACAACAAGGAAACACAGAUAUUAUCCCGCUUCUCUUGGACAGCGGCGCGGAUGUCGCUCUUAACCCGAACGUUACGGACGACUGCGGCCGCACUCCACUGAGCUGUGCAUCCCGCGCAGGUAACUUGCCAAUGGUGGAGCUCCUGCUGAGUCGAUCUGACGUGCGAGUGAAUUCAGCAGAGCAAAACGAACAGCCACCGCUGUGGUCAGCUGCUUCGCAAGGACAUAUCCAGGUCGUCGAGCGCCUGCUGCAGUGUGGAGAUAUCGAAGUUAAUCAGGGAUGGGGCCCUUAUUCGUCUCCGCUCCUGGCCGCAAUAACGCGCGGUCAUUCCGGUGUAGCCAUGCGGUUGCUGAAUUGCGUCCCACGGCCGGAUGUCAAUGCCCGGACCUACCUGGGGGAUUCUGCUCUCUCUCUGACCGCUCGCGAAGGACAUGUGGACGUGGUUGCGCGUCUCUUAGAGGACUGGCAGACUGACCGCAAUGGUGCCGACAGGCAGGGACGCACUGCGUUAUGGUGGGCGGCCCGGGCGGGUCAGGCUCAAAUUGUGCAGCGGCUGCUGGAGGACGACCGGGUUCUAAUCGACGUGAUGGAUAACGACGGGGUAGAUGCUAUGGGUGCCGCGAGGAGCUAUUAUCACUUUGAAGUGGUUUGGCUGAUUCGGACUCAUUACUUCGGGCGAUACAGUAACUGGACAGGCGGUAGACCCCACAAUUUGACGACUAGAAGUUAG
Molecule: messenger RNA, 1506 nt
Organism: Aspergillus niger
Lineage: Eukaryota; Fungi; Ascomycota; Eurotiomycetes; Eurotiales; Aspergillaceae
Exons: 2
Coding region: 1-1506 (501 amino acids)
Molecular function (GO): protein binding
Source: RefSeq, a predicted model, not a curated record